This is a messenger RNA of Trichoderma reesei QM6a, 1017 nucleotides long. RefSeq lists its product as uncharacterized. The transcript is spliced from 3 exons. Gene Ontology annotation, biological process: retrograde vesicle-mediated transport, Golgi to endoplasmic reticulum. Gene Ontology annotation, molecular function: SNAP receptor activity. NCBI's taxonomy places the organism in Eukaryota, Fungi, Ascomycota, Sordariomycetes, Hypocreales, Hypocreaceae. The record is from RefSeq and is a predicted model, not a curated record. Bases 1 to 1017 code for a protein of 338 amino acids. Gene Ontology annotation, cellular component: SNARE complex; endoplasmic reticulum.
AUGGCUCUCCUGCACAGCCUGCCUGACGGAGAGCAGCCGGAUCUCUCUCCGGUAGAGCUUGCGCAGCUCCUCACCCGGUUAAAGCAGUCCGUGCUGCAUCCGAGUCCCGACCGCGAGCGCAGGCUGCGCAACAGCGAGUUUGAGAGGACGAGGGUCGAAGCUAAUUUGCAGUAUGCGCGCGCGGCGCUGACGAAGCUGGAGCAGACGCCACUGGCAAGGCGAGCGGAACUACAGAGCGACCUUACAUUACAUCGGGAGACGCUGGACCUGUUGUUUGAUCGGCUAGACGACCUACGAAAAGUACGAAGUGCCAGAUUUGAAGCAAAAGACUCGUCCGAAGGCGAAGACCUGUUGGGGGACAUUAUACACACGCCGAGCGAGAGCCAGGACUCGAGGCGGUCAUCGAAUGCGCCAAGGGUAGAAGGCGACUAUGACGACGCGAUACACAACCCCGAAGCCCCUGAGCCGCCGUCACAAGCUGAACCUACGCCGCCCGAGCCCCCUACAACGACGCCCACCACUGGAACUGCAACGGCUAAGGCCAUCACCAGCGAGCAGCCUUCCACGCAAACGACACAAACACUGCGCGCCCGCGCCUCCGCCUCAUCACCAACCCCUUCCGCCCACAGCACAGCACGAUCCGCCCUCUUCGCCAACCGCCGCAAGCCCGCAAGCCCAGAGACGUCGACCGCCACGGCAGAGGCCAUCCUCGACCAGCAGCGCGCCGAGCAGGACGCCAUCUCCAGCUCGAUCCUGCAGAUGGCGAGCGCGCUCAAGGAGAGCUCCAAGAGCUUCUCGGCGACGCUGGAGGAGGACAGGACGGUGCUCGGCGCCGCGGGGGCGAGCAUGGAGAAGUCGGAGCUGAGCAUGGAGGCUGCGCAGGGGCGGAUGGGGUCGCUGAGGAGGAUGACGGAGGGGAAAGGAUGGUGGGGGAGGAUGAUACUGUAUGCGUGGGUAUAUGGGCUGAUGGUUGUUCUGGUGUUGCUGGUGUUUGUGUUUCCAAAGUUGAGGUUUUGA